This is a messenger RNA of Strongylus vulgaris, 789 nucleotides long. The record is from the annotation of a GenBank genome assembly. Lineage: Eukaryota; Metazoa; Nematoda; Chromadorea; Rhabditida; Strongylidae.
GCUCCUGCUCAUCAGGCAACGGCUAUUCGCCAGCCCAUCACAAAGCUCAACCUUCGUUGGUCACAGUUGUAUGCUGCAUUAUGUGACAAGGAGAACAAGGUGGAACGUAUGUUGCUACAAAUGGGACGAUUGUCGGAGGCUGCUGAUCAGUUGAUAGCUUGGAUGAGGAAGACGCGUGCUACUCUGGAUGAGCUAUCGGUCGCUGCGCCAACACUUCGCCAACUGGAAAUCCAAAGAUGCCAGCUGACUGUUGUUUCAAAUGAUGUGCAUGCCCAUGAGGGCAGCGUUGCGACUUUGAAUGCUGCUGCUCAACGACUAAUGCGUGAUGAUCAUAAUGCUGAUGCUUUGGAGAAAAUGAAUCAGAUGAAUAGGGAGUGGGAGGAGCUCAAUGAUGUUUUGCAGAAGUUGAUCCUACAGAUGGAAAGAGCGAAGACGGAAGCUGAAAAAGUGGGGCGUGAAGCUGAGCAAUGGAUGGUGUGGUUGGAAGAUGUUGAGUCUCAACUAGCAACUACUAAACCUACAGGAGGCCUUCCAGAGACAGCGGAAAUUCAGCUUGACGAUUUUAAAGUAUUGCGCUCAGAGGAGCUUUGUGCUGAUCGUGAAAAGAAGUUGGAACUUGCGCUAGAAGAAGCAAUAGCUUUGGACACAUCUAUGCGAGACACAGCUGAAUGGCUGACUGGAGCGGAACAGCGCUUGGCAGGACUAGAGCCAGUUAGUCGUCUAUUGGAUGUUUUGGAAACACAGGUUGCAGACAAUGAGAAAUGGACCGAUGAAGUUGCCAUGAGGUAA